Messenger RNA from Thyridium curvatum, 1167 nucleotides. RefSeq lists its product as uncharacterized. Gene Ontology annotation, molecular function: flavin adenine dinucleotide binding; electron-transferring-flavoprotein dehydrogenase activity. Bases 1 to 1167 code for a protein of 388 amino acids. Gene Ontology annotation, cellular component: cytoplasm. The transcript has a single exon. NCBI's taxonomy places the organism in Eukaryota, Fungi, Ascomycota, Sordariomycetes, Thyridiales, Thyridiaceae. The record is from RefSeq and is a predicted model, not a curated record.
AUGGCCCCCCACACGAUCGUCGUCCUGGGCGCUGGCCUCGGCGGCAUCCCCAUCACCCACUGGCUCAUGAAGCACCAGGUGCCGACCAACAAGGACCUCAAGGUCGUCCUCGUCAGCCCCACGAGCGAGCUCUUCUGGAACAUCGCCGCCCCGAGGGCCGUCCUGCCCGGCGCCCUGCCCGACGACAAGGUCUUCUACCCGAUCGCGUCCAACUUCGCCAAGUACCCGCAGCACGAGAGCCAGUUCGAGUUCAUCGUCGGCAAGGCCGAGGCCCUGGACCCGACGAGCCAGACCGUCACCGUGGCCGAGGUCCCCGGCGGCGCCCACCGCAGCGUCCGGUACGACACGCUCGUCGUCGCGACGGGUUCGUCCGCCCGGGCGGACAUGCCGUGGAAGAGCCUCGGCAGCACGCAGGAGACCAAGGAGGCGCUCAGGAAGCUGCAGAAGGCCAUCGGCGCGGCCAAGCACAUCGUUGUCGCCGGCGGCGGGCAGACGGGCUCGGAGCUGGCGGGCGAGCUGGGCUCCGAGUACGCGGCCAAGGGCCUCAAGCAGGUCACCUUCGUCAUCGACGACGACCUGCCCCUGACCGCCGACGCCCGCAGGGACGUGCGCCAGGCCAUCGCCAGCCGCCUCGAGAGCUUCAAGGUGCGCAUCGUCAGGUCGGCGCGGGUGACGGCGUCGUCAGUCGAAGGCGGCAAGACGGUGCUGGAGCUCACGAGCCGCGACGGCGGCAAGAAGCAGCAGAGCCUCGAGGCGGACCUGUACCUGCCGACCGUGGGGCUCGUGCCCAACAGCGACUUUGCGCCGUCGAGCAUGCUCGACGCCCAGGGCCGCUUCAAGCAGACGGCGUCGCUGCGGGCCGAGGGGUUCGGCAACGUCUUCGUGCUGGGCGACGUGGGCAACCUGCAGACGGCGACGGCCAAGCACGCCGGCGACCAGGUCCAGCACCUGACCAAGGUGCUGGGGCCUUACCUCAGCGGCGGGCAGAAGGCUGAGCCGGCAUACAAGGCCGACAACGGUCCCAUGUUCGCCGUGACGUUGGGUAAGAGCCAUGGAAUCGGGCAGAUGGGUACUUGGAAGCUGUGGUCGUGGCUCGUCGCCAUGGUCAAAUCGAAGCACAUGGGCACCAACAUGGCGCCGGAUUCGGUAACGGGAGCCAAGAUGUGA